Clunio marinus is the source of this 1942-nucleotide messenger RNA. Lineage: Eukaryota; Metazoa; Arthropoda; Insecta; Diptera; Chironomidae. The record is from the annotation of a GenBank genome assembly.
CAUGCUGCAGGGAAAUUUAUUUAAAUUGUAAAAUUAAUAUAAAUUAUUAAUAAAUCACACAUCACACUAAAAGAUUUAAGAGACUAAGGACUAACACAAUAUAAAGGAAUCCUUAAAAUGAUAAAUGAAAGUUACGAUGGAAAGGAAACACCAAAUAAGAAACGAAAACGUGAAUGCAUAUCGCGUUUUGUGAGCUCAACACCCAUAAAGACUGCAAAUAAAGAAAACUUUGCAUUUUCCGAUUCUUUAUGCAUGGAAGUUAAAUCUAUUGCUGAGCUUGUCGCUGAAAGAAAUUCAAGUAAAUUGCAAAAGGCUAAUGACUUUGAAGUUAUAAGAAAGCCACCAAAGAAGAAGAAAAAGAAUUCUGAAGAAUGUUGCUUUGUCAAUCCUUGCUUAGAUUUGAAAGUUAAUGAGAAAGUAAUUAAUCCAUUUGAAGUUGUCAGAAGUGACAAAAGUGAAGCGAUCAAACUUGCUCAUGGUGUUUCCAAUGCUGGACUGGAUGUUGAUGCUCUUCCAGAACAAAUCGAUGCAUCAAAAACUUCAACAAAUCCUUUUGAAGUUGUAAGAGAAAUUGAGUUGCCGAAAGAAGUCAAAGGCAUUGACAAUUCAGCAUUGGAAAUUAAUCCACCAACUCACACUCCCCUAAUGUUACCAUUACCAUUCACACCAACCGUUAACCAUCGCAUCGAUUUCUCACAAAUGCCUUGUAACUUAACUCCAGUCACAUUGUUAACUUCAAAACUUGUUCUGGAAAAUAAUGAAACCGAAGCAGCUAUCGGAACACCAAAAAAGAUUCCAACAAUCAAUGCUCGCAAAUCUUUGUCCGUUAUCAGUGAAGAAGCUGAAAUUGAUAUCAAACAGGAGUUAGAUAAUUAUCAGUUGCAACUUGAAAAUUCUAUUAACGAGGCUAAAUUACAAAACCGGAAGUUUGAAUUAAAUAAGACGGAAGCAAAUCAAGAGAAACCGGAAACCAAAGAAGAAGAAGAAAACAAAGCGGUAUCAACAUCUGUUGCUGUUGUCAAUAAUGCAACUUACACCAAAGAAACUGUUGAAUGUUGUUCUAUCAAGGAAGUCACUUCGAUCACUGUUGAAGUAAGGAGAGAGACCAACAUCGAUGAUGACAAUAACGACGAUGUUCAGUUCGAGGAAGUUGAUUCGUUUGAAGACGAUAUUGGAAAGCUUGGGCAGUUUAAGCGAGCUUAUCGUGUUGAAGCGCCAUCGACUUUCAAACGUCCAACUUCUAAAACUUCAACUGAAACUCAACCAAAGAAGUUAAAUCUGGGCGGAUCAAUUAGACGAAGCAUAAGAAAAUUCAUCAAUCAUAAGUCUGAUAAAACAAAUGAAGAUGAAAGUGACAAACAUGGAGGAAUAUUUGAAACAAUUCGUCAUAGUUUGAGACGUAAACCAAAACCAAAGGCAGAGCCAGUCAACUUUGAAAAUUCCGUCAUGGGACGAGCAGUUUUCAAACAAACUUCAACCGAAGAUGGACCAAAGAAAACUUUAGAACGAAGCACACUUAAACGUCAUGUCGUGAAGACAAUGAAAACUUUCAUGGAAAAUGUCGAAGAGUUUGAUCAUUACUGAGUAAGUUGUUGUACUAAUUAAUUAACUAUAAAUUUAAUUACCGAGUUUUCAUUGAAAUCUUUUGUUAUUGCUACAUUUUUAAUUAAUUUAACUUAACAUAAUUUAUAUUGUCGGUUGAGAUGAACAAAGAAAAAAUUAACAUGGGCAACAUAAAUAUUUAUGUUGCAUUCUAUGUAUUGCAGAACAUAAUUUGAUUUGUAACUUCAUCUAAAGUCUCACAAAAAGUAUUAAAAAUCAAUUAAAUUAUUCAAUUAUCUCAGUUUAUUUAUGAUAAUUUAAUUUAUUUCAUGAAAAUUAUUUUGGAAAAUGAAAAAAAAAUCCAGGUUAAUAAAUUAAGCUUAAUUUCUUCAAAACAGAA